Mercenaria mercenaria is the source of this 582-nucleotide messenger RNA. RefSeq lists its product as uncharacterized. The transcript is spliced from 2 exons. The record is from RefSeq and is a predicted model, not a curated record. Bases 1 to 582 code for a protein of 193 amino acids. NCBI's taxonomy places the organism in Eukaryota, Metazoa, Mollusca, Bivalvia, Venerida, Veneridae.
AUGCGUGUUCAUGUCUUUGGCAACCGUCCCUCCCCUGCUGUUGCUAAUUUGGGUCUUCAGAAGACUGCUGAAAUUAGCGAAACUGAAUUUGGCAGUUAUGUUCAGAAGUUUGUUUCUUCUGAUUUUGAUGUGGAUGAUAGACUUACCUCGACAGAUACUCCCGAGCAAGCCAUUGACCUGAUGAAACGUACCCAGACAGCCCUAUGUACUUCUGGACGCCUUCGCCUACACAAAAUUGCUUCGAACUCCGAAGAGGUAAUGGCAGCCUUUCCUCCCGAAGACCUUGCAAAAGACCUAGCAUCUUUGGAUCUCACCAAGGAUGAUUUGCCUCUCCAAAUUAGCCUUGGGCUGUCUUGGAAUCUUCGAAAAGAUUGUUUUACCUUUCAGGUUUCCGACACGGAGAAACCGUUCACUCGUCGAGGUGUCCUUUCUGUUGUCAAUAGUCUGUAUGAUCCCUUGGGUUUUGUUGCCCCUGUUACCAUUGUUGGUAAAAUGUUGCUAAAAGAGAUGAACGCUUCAAAUGGGGAUUGGGAUGACCCAUUGCCUGAGAAGUAUUUUUCAACAUGGAUGAGAAGACAAUAG